AGGGGAACCCCGGGAUAUGGGGAGGAGGGGGAGAGGGGGGAACCCGGGAUAUGGGGGAGAGGGGACCCCGGGAUAUGGGGGGAGAGAGGGAUCCCCGGGAUAUGGGGGGGAGAGGGGGGAACCCCGGGAUAUGGGGGGGAGAGGGGGGGAACCCCGGGAUAUGGGGGGAGGGGGGGAACCCCGGGAUAUGGAGGGGGAGGGAACCCGGGAUAUGGGGGGGGGAACCCCAGGAUAUGGGGGAGGGGGAACCCCGGGGAAAACCCUACCCUUACAUCCUCCGAUUCUAAGACCCCAUUUAGUAAUGCCCUCUAG
Pelobates fuscus (common spadefoot toad) is the source of this 312-nucleotide messenger RNA. RefSeq lists its product as uncharacterized. NCBI's taxonomy places the organism in Eukaryota, Metazoa, Chordata, Amphibia, Anura, Pelobatidae. The annotation marks the transcript as partial. The transcript is spliced from 3 exons. The record is from RefSeq and is a predicted model, not a curated record.